This is a messenger RNA of Aaosphaeria arxii CBS 175.79, 1108 nucleotides long. RefSeq lists its product as uncharacterized. Bases 193 to 810 code for a protein of 205 amino acids. The record is from RefSeq and is a predicted model, not a curated record. The transcript is spliced from 2 exons. NCBI's taxonomy places the organism in Eukaryota, Fungi, Ascomycota, Dothideomycetes, Pleosporales.
CCUGGCUACCGGUUAACUAUCAGGUUUGAUUACCUAUUCAGCGUUCAACAGAUUUUCUUCUCGUAGAUAGUUUUUAUUCUCCGACUGUUCACUUCUUUAAGCGCUUACUGUCACUUGUUCAACAAGCAUCGUCUAGAAAUCAAGCAUCGCGGAGUCCAUUUUUCGAUUCACAGCCUUGUCUGUAUCAUUAAGAUGCCGUCGCACACAGCCUUCUUCUACGGGACCUUGAUGGCUCCGCCUAUUCUCCAUCGUGUAAUAUGGGGUUCGGCCAGAAAUGUCUCAGAUGUUCAGAAAGCUCAACUGCACGUCCGCCCUGCAAUUCUCCACGGAUUCCAGCGUCGGAAGGUCAGGUACGCAGACUAUCCUGCCAUAAUACCAGCAGAUAAAUCAACCACAGUUCGUGGAACACUGGUUUCUGGUCUUACAGAUGGAGAUAUCUGGCGCCUGGACAUAUUUGAGGGCACGGACUACAAGAGAGAGAAGGUCAAAGUCAGAGUCCUAGCGCAAGGAGGAAAGGGAAACGAGGGCAUGGGCGACCUUUCGCAACGAGAGGAGGAUAAUGUUGAGGGUGACGAGAUCGAAGCAGAAGUUUACGUAUGGAUUUCCGGUGAAGAGCCUCUUGAGUCGCAGGAAUGGGACUUUGCCGAGUUCGUCAAAGAGAAGAUGAGUCGAUGGGCUGGAGUUUCUGCUGCUGCAGCAGACCAAGGCUUUCAAGAUGUUGACGAUGCUGUAGCUGCAUCGCAGGAGGACCCGACUGGCGGAAGAGGUGCUAAUGGUGACAUCACUCGAGCGCUGGAGGAAAGCCGGUAGACGGACGAAGAUGGGUCACAUAGUGCCGUCUAGACGUAGCCUGCUUUCCAAUAGAGCACAGAGUCACUCAAAUGAGAGCAAGCAUAGAAUGAAGAUAUAGAUAUUUUUAUUCUUUAGGGAGUCAUGUACUAAGUGCUCUCGCUAUUCAUGCGAGCAGUUAUGAGUAUUUGCUCGCUUGCGAUAUGUACGCAUUUUCAUAAUAAGAUGAUCAGAAUUGGUAUAUCCCUCAUGAUUGUGAAACAAAGAUUUCGACAAAUCAGGUUAUCGAUGUUGAAUAAGACGCCACGGCUAUGCAUGU